This is a messenger RNA of Dibothriocephalus latus, 444 nucleotides long. The record is from the annotation of a GenBank genome assembly. NCBI's taxonomy places the organism in Eukaryota, Metazoa, Platyhelminthes, Cestoda, Diphyllobothriidea, Diphyllobothriidae.
AUGGCUUACGCAGGCCUUAAAAGAAACAAGACGGGAUUUCGCAGUGGACCUGCUGAACCGCGCCACAGUGAAUCUCAGUUUCACACCUUCCUAAGGCAGAGCACUCAUAACGAGGAUCCGAUACCCCUACUGAAGACCCUCGAAAGUGUAGACCUCACUGAAGACGAAGCGAAAGCUGAUCAUCUUUCAGAAAGUUUCUGGUCAGUUGGCACAAAAGAAACGGUAUACGAUUACACCGCCGAUGACGCCAAUGAGGAUAAAAUAGUUCACACUUUUCAAUUCACUGAGGCUACGAUCCUUAUGGAACUGCUGUGGUUAAACGAAUAUAAGUCACCGAGUCCCGAUGAAAUACCGGCAAAAAUGCUGAAAGAGCUCGCCAAUGAGUUGGUAAAACCACUCUGCGCUUUUCCAAACAUCCUUCGAGAAGGGAUGUCUACCACCUGA